AACAAAGCUUGCACCCGAAACGUAAACAAAGCGGUUGACAACUCCGAGAAAACGAAAAAAAACCAACGUAAAAAAGGAUUGCUCUCUUGUCUGGUGCUGUGUCGUGUUGUUCGUCCUGUUUUCUGUGCUGUUUCCGAGAGAAAUACAGUACAAUUGUCUUUGCAUUUGCUUCUGCACCAGCUUUAAACCGUGUUCGCGUGUUGUCCCGGAAGUUUGUGUCUUCCGACGUGGAAGGAUGUGGGAUUCAUCGGUGUUUCUUAGCACACUGACUCCCAAAUUCUACGUAGCCCUUACCGGCACAUCUAGUCUCAUUUCCGGGCUGAUACUCAUAUUCGAAUGGUGGUACUUCCGCAAGUACGGAACGUCUUUCAUUGAACAAGUCUCUAUCAAUCACAUCAGUCCGUGGAUCAGUGGAAACGAUAAUGGCACCGACUCACCGGCCCCAACCAGUACGGGCGGCAACGGUGGAAGCAGUGGCAGCAGCGGAACUACGCAAAGCAUGCCCGAAUGUAAAGUGUGGCGCAAUCCACUCAACCUGUUCCGUGGCGCCGAGUAUCAGCGGUUUUAUUGGGCCACUCAGAAGGAACCGCUCACGUUUUACGACAUGAACCUGUCCGCACAAGACCAUCAGACGUUCUUCACCUGUGAGGGUGACGCCGGCAAGGCGGAGUACGAAAUCAUGCAAACGGCGUGGCGCGAACGGAACCCGGUCGUGCGGAUUAAGGCGGCUAAAAGUGCGCUCGAGCUCAACCCGGACUGUGCCCCGGCCUACAUACUGCUGGCGGAGGAAGAGGCGACCACGAUCGUGGAGGCCGAGAAGAUUCUGCGGACCGCACUGAAGGUGGCCGAAAGCAACUACAAGCGGUCGCAAACCUUCCAGCACCAGGGCACGAUUGCGGAGGGCAUCCAUCGGCGGGACACGAACGUGCUGAUCUACAUCAAGCGCCGGCUGGCCAUGUGUGCCCGCAAGCUGGGCAAGCUGAAGGAGGCGGUCAAGAUGUUCCGCGACCUCACCAAGGAGAUCUCGCCCAUCAUGAACGUGCUGAACAUCCACGAGAAUCUGCUCGAAGCGCUGCUGGAGAUGCAGGCGUACGCCGACUGUCAGGCGGUGCUGGCCAAGUACGACGACAUCUCGCUACCAAAGUCGGCCACCAUCUGCUACACGGCCGCGCUGCUAAAGGCGCGCGUAGUGGCCGAAAAGUUCUCGCCCGACGUGGCCUCCAAGCGCGGCCUCAGUCCGGCGGAAAUGAGUGCGGUCGAGGCCAUUCAUCGGGCGGUCGAGUUUAAUCCGCACGUGCCGAAGUAUUUGCUCGAGAUGAAGCAGCUCAUUCUGCCGCCCGAGCACAUCCUGAAGCGCGGCGACUCGGAGGCGCUGGCGUACGCGUUCUUCCAUCUGAGCCAUUGGAAGAACGUGGAGGGUGCGCUCAAUCUGCUACACUGCACCUGGGAGGGCACAUUCCGGAUGUUGCCGUACCCGCUCGAACGUGGCCAUCUGUUCUACCCGUACCCGACCUGCACCGAGUGUGCCGACCGUGAACUGCUGCCAGCCUUCCACGAGGUGUCCGUGUAUCCGAAGAAGGAGCUUCCGUUCUUCAUCCUCUUCACGGCUGGCCUCUGCUCGAUUACGGCCCUGCUGGCACUGCUCACCCACCAGUACCCGGAGUCGAUGGGUAUCUUUGCCAGCACGACGCUCGGCUGGUUCUCGCUGCCGUUUCACUUCGUGAAGGAACGCAUCGAGGCGAUCUGGCCGUGCAAUCUGCUACAACAGCUUUCGCGCAUUUAAAGUCCCUGACUUGGCUUCCGAAUUCCGUUUCGCGAUUUUUAUGCGGCCGGCCCUCGCUCCCGCGCUCUCUCUCUCUCUCUCGUUCCACCGUGGAAAAGCCCUUUCUUGCAGCUAUUGUCCCCACUGAACACUGGAUGCAGUACAAAGGAUAAGGUAAAAUCCGCAAGGAAUUGGGAACGGGCUGAGCGAAGGGCGCUAAGCGAGGGCAACUUAAUCCUGAGCAUUGUCGUACAGCACAAAAUUAGACGCCACACCGCUGCAAUCGCCCGGUGUUGUUUGCUCUAAUAGAUUUAUAUGGAUGAGUGUGUGUGUGUGUGUUUGUGUAUGUAAACGUAAGCCAGCCCGCUUGGACCCGCUAGGUCUCCACUUUUAUGUCGUUAGUUUCGUUCUCUGUCUCUGUGUGUGUGAUCGAAAACGUGUAUGAAGGUAAACAUUGAAUAAAGAUAAAAUUAUAAAUUAUUGAACCAGAUUGAAACAUUAAA
Molecule: messenger RNA, 2265 nt
Organism: Anopheles stephensi (Asian malaria mosquito)
Lineage: Eukaryota; Metazoa; Arthropoda; Insecta; Diptera; Culicidae
Product: protein ST7 homolog
Exons: 3
Coding region: 236-1783 (515 amino acids)
Molecular function (GO): protein binding
Source: RefSeq, a predicted model, not a curated record